Messenger RNA from Fibroporia radiculosa, 2238 nucleotides. RefSeq lists its product as uncharacterized. Gene Ontology annotation, molecular function: ATP binding; protein serine/threonine kinase activity. Bases 1 to 2238 code for a protein of 745 amino acids. The transcript is spliced from 9 exons. Gene Ontology annotation, biological process: peptidyl-serine phosphorylation; intracellular signal transduction. The record is from RefSeq and is a predicted model, not a curated record. Lineage: Eukaryota; Fungi; Basidiomycota; Agaricomycetes; Polyporales; Fibroporiaceae.
AUGCUGAAGCUUCAGGUCUCGGCUCCUUCCCCGGAGGCCUCUGCGGCAACAACUCCGACCCUUGCAGACCUCAGCAGGAAUGCUUCCGUCAUUUCUUCGUCUUCUAGCUCCAGUUCGACGUCCGACCUGACCGUGCAGACUCCAGUUCGGCCCCGCCCUCUGCGUACCUUUUCUUCACCACGCACAGCGGUGCGCUCGAGGAGUCCUCAAUCUCCCACCACGCCCCGUGGUUCCCGACCUCCCGCGUAUCUUGCCCGAGAGUUGGGUCUUGCCGAAAGCGCUGACGACGAACCAUCCGAGCUUAGGCCUCCAACCUCUCGAGCACAAUCCAAAUCGCGAAACAGCUCCGUAAAUGGACGUAUCGGAAUCACCGCUGACGAUUUUGAGUUUGUGAGGACUUUGGGAGAGGGCUCAUAUUCUACGGUCAUGUUGGCGAAACACAGAACAACGCAGCAGGAGUAUGCUAUCAAAAUAAUUGAUAAGAAUCAUCUCCGACGCUUCGAAAAGCUCCCGACUGCCUUAGCCGAGAAAAACACAUUGGUUAGGCUGGGUGCAGGACAUCCAGGUAUUGUUCGGCUGCAUUGGGCUUUUCAGGAUGAAUGGAGUUUAUAUUUUGUGUUGGACCUGGCCAGGAACGGAGAGCUCCAGUCCCGAAUAUCGCGGAUGGGUUCCCUCUCUACCAUGUGUGCCCGAUUUUAUGCCGCACAAAUAGUCGACGCUCUGGGAUACAUGCACUCAAAAGGCGUUAUACAUCGUGACCUGAAGCCCGAGAACCUGCUACUGGAUGACGCUUACCGGAUCAAGAUCACAGAUUUUGGCACAGGCAAGAUUCUGGAUUCAGGAGCGGAGCGCACGAAGACUUUCGUAGGCACUGCACAAUACGUAUCUCCCGAAUUACUAGAAGAUAGCGAGACAAGUAAGAGCUCCGACUUCUGGGCUUUGGGUUGCAUUAUCUACCAAAUGAUUGCUGGACGCUUUGCAUUCCAAGGACUGUCAGAAUACCUCACUUGGCAAAAGAUAAAGAAGCUCGAAUAUUCAUUCCCGGACGGGUUUGACGAGCAGGCCAAAGAUCUCAUCGAAAGGCUUUUUGUCCGUGAUCCUUUGCAGCGAUUGGGAGCUGGAACCCCCGAAGAUAAUAAUGAUAUGCAAGCACUUCGUGCACACCCUUUCUUCUCAUCGAUAAGUUGGAGCACUUUGUGGACAGAUUCGGCACCGCCUCUCGAGCCUGGUUUGGUGAAGAAGGAGCAGAAUCCAAACCAAAGCUCGAUAAGUAGCAACUGGGACGAUGUAGGUGCUACCUGGGAUAACCUUGUAGGAGAAAAUGAAGAUUUGGAUGACGACAUCAGCUGGGCAUCUGACGGGGAGGGUGCAUAUACCCUGGGGUCAGCAGCAGCAAAGUCUCCGAGUGGCUACAUAUACACAGAGAGCGUUGGACCCAUGGGCGAGCGGCGCCCUUACUCCUUCCCGAAUCCACCAACUUCUAGCCCUGUCGAUGCGAGAGCGACACUUCCUGACAGUAAUCUGGUUGAAGUCGUUAAACCGUCGGCAGACACCAUAGAUGAGCCACCGGCAGGGCUCGUUAGCGCACAUACCAAUGGUGGGCACCCCCCAAAUGAUACUGACGAUCAUGCUAUGCCCAUUGAUGUGCCGAAGGGGUCAGCUGCGGAAACGCGUUCUGUAGGCUCUGCCACGAGCUCGUCAGAUGGGAGUCCAGUUGAUCAGGCCGGCGCAGCAAUGGAGGAAGCCUCCUCGCGAGGACGAAAUCGUGCCCAAACCCCAAUACUGGGUAACAGCAUUUCCUUUGAAUAUGAUUUGACUCCUCUACUCAUACCUGGCGAGAGUGUUGUCUUUAAUACACAUGUAGAGGCGAGUGGACCCAAGCGCCGAGCGAGCCGAUUAUUGGCUAUGGCGGUUGCUCCCAAAAAAAUAAAAACGCGCGAAUUAGUUCUUACUACACACCGACUAAUGUGUCUCAAGUGUAAACCUGGGCGUCCAAUUCAAAUCAAGACGGAGAUUUUCACAAAGUUCUCGGAGAAGGACAAGGACGGGCGCCAUCGUAUUACAGGUGUCGAGCCCAAGGGGGAGCGCGAGUUUGUAGUGAUGACGGCCGCGAAAUCGCAUUGCUUCUUAACCGGUGGAUCGUCAAUAGCAAGUACAUGGAUUAGAAAAAUCCGCGAGAUUUUGGAGACACAAGUGUCUGCAGGCAGUGUACGCACGGACUCUCGAACACGGACCUAA